UUCGAGCAUGUGUGAAAGAGAUCUAGCGCAACACGCGUGUAAGGGUAACUAAAACUGUUGCCGUCUGAUUUUUAAAAUGGAAUCGUAUGAAGUGUCUACAUGGGACACUAAGAAUUCACUUAGCAAGCUGUGUCGGCUGAAUAAGGCUUGUGGCAAUAAACUUCAAAAGUUUCUACCGAAACAGAUAUGGUCCAAAAGUGACAGGGAGGAUGUGCUUGAAGCUCUGGCAGAGCUGUUUUUGUCUGGGGAUGCAGUUGUGGAUGUGUCCAAUGUGUUUGAACCUAUUGUUUUGGAAAUAGCAUCCAGGUCAAAACAGCGCGUUCUCAAAAAUGGCUGCAGUGGGAGAAAGGAUUUGCAAAAAUUUGCUUUUGUUCUAAGCAAAGUUAUUUCUACCAGCUUAGAGUUGCGGAGGUUUGCCGUAGGGUUUCUGAGGCAGCAUAAACCGUUCAGCCACAAUGUAUCUGAGAGUACAGAGCCUGUCCAGAAAAAAGCCAGGCACCGUCAGGUAUGCUCUGAUUGAGAGUCUUAUGCAGCUAGUGGUGUGAAAAAUCUCCUCUUUUCAACUAGUGUAGUUGUAUCAGAAAGUAGUUUGCUGUAUAAAAAGUUUGAUUUCCCUCAUGUUGUUAACUGUUAACCCUGUUAGCCUUUGAGUGUGUGCCUUUUGAGAUAGUACCAUAUUAAAAAAAAAUUAGGUCUUGAAAAGUUGUUAAUGUCCAUAACUGACCAUCAAAAUUGUCUAU
This is a messenger RNA of Aplysia californica (California sea hare), 740 nucleotides long. RefSeq names its product midasin. NCBI's taxonomy places the organism in Eukaryota, Metazoa, Mollusca, Gastropoda, Aplysiida, Aplysiidae. Bases 77 to 520 code for a protein of 147 amino acids. The record is from RefSeq and is a predicted model, not a curated record. The transcript is spliced from 3 exons.